This is a messenger RNA of Phytophthora infestans T30-4, 279 nucleotides long. RefSeq lists its product as uncharacterized. The record is from RefSeq and is a predicted model, not a curated record. The transcript has a single exon. Lineage: Eukaryota; Oomycota; Peronosporomycetes; Peronosporales; Peronosporaceae. The coding region runs from base 1 to 279 and encodes 92 amino acids.
AUGACGGGCAUUGGCUUGAGGCGUGAGGUGUUGGCGUUGUACCGGGACGUGCUGCGCGUGGCGAAGGACUUCCCAGACCGCAGCAUCGGCCGCAAGCUGCAAUACAACGCGAGAGAGUUGCUGCGUCUGAGACGACGUGAGAGCAACGCUGCGCGUAUCCAGACGCACUUGGAGGAGGGCCGUGACGCAUUGCGUGUGUACCAGGUGCUGCAAAAUGACCCUGAACUGCUCACGGCCAUUAAAAGGAAGAAAACACCGAUUGCAGAUGCAAAGAAAUAG